Molecule: messenger RNA, 761 nt
Organism: Nicotiana attenuata
Lineage: Eukaryota; Viridiplantae; Streptophyta; Magnoliopsida; Solanales; Solanaceae
Product: premnaspirodiene oxygenase-like
Exons: 2
Coding region: 12-563 (183 amino acids)
Molecular function (GO): iron ion binding; monooxygenase activity; oxidoreductase activity, acting on paired donors, with incorporation or reduction of molecular oxygen
Source: RefSeq, a predicted model, not a curated record
UCCCCGUAAACAUGAUUCUAGCACUGUUAAACGAGCUUGGUCUUGCACCUCUCGUCAUUUUAAUUUUGUCCCUGAUUAUCCUAUGGUACAAAUGGACAUCAAAUAUAUCAAAGAACGAAAAAUCCAGGUUGCCACCAGGGCCUCGUGGUCUACCAAUCGUGGGAUUUUUAACAUUUCUCCGCUCCAAUUUGCAUAACCAGCUUACAGAAUUGUCUCAACAGUAUGGUUCAAUAUACAAGUUUUGGCUAGGAAGUAAACUAUGCAUUGUGUUGAACUCACCAUCCUUAGCCAAAGAAGUGGUUUGUGAUCAAGACUCUAUUUUUGCCAACCGUGACUGUCCAAUUGCAGGAUUGGCGGCCACAUAUGGUGGACUAGACAUUGUAUUUUCUCCCUAUGGCUCCUACUGGCGUGACAUACGCAAACUCUUCGUGAGGGAGAUGCUAAGUAAUAGGAACUUUGAGGCUUGUUAUAGUCAUCGCAAACAUGAGAUCAGAAAGGCAAUCAGGAGCGUGCAUACGAAGAUUGGCAACUCCGUUGAUAUUGGUUUGAUUUACAAGGAAUAAAGAAACAGAUGGAGGCUCUUUUGAAGUCAGUUGAAAGUAUAUUGGAACCUGUCCUAAACGAACGUAUGAAGAUGCUUUCGCACAAAAGAAAGGGCGAAAUCCAGGGGAAUGAGAAGAAGGAUUUUAUGCAGAUCCUACUAGAGCUAAUGGAGCAGAAAGACACUGGAAUAUCGUUGGACUUGGUGAAAAUAAAGGCCA